Capsicum annuum is the source of this 1163-nucleotide messenger RNA. Its product is annotated as ubiquinone biosynthesis protein COQ4 homolog, mitochondrial. The coding region runs from base 197 to 901 and encodes 234 amino acids. The record is from RefSeq and is a predicted model, not a curated record. The transcript is spliced from 3 exons. Lineage: Eukaryota; Viridiplantae; Streptophyta; Magnoliopsida; Solanales; Solanaceae. Gene Ontology annotation, biological process: ubiquinone biosynthetic process. Gene Ontology annotation, cellular component: mitochondrial inner membrane.
CGACCCAUCAAACUCUAAAAACCGUGUGGGCCGGCUCGAAUGGACUGACCAUAUUGAUAGCUCUAACUGCCAACAUUUAAAAGGGAAAGAAAAACAAAACAAGAACUCCAUUUCAGCUUUGGAGCUCUUUCCGCUUUUUCUUUGCAUCUCUUCAUUAAACUAAUUCGUUUUUUGUUUUUCCAAGAAUUGGAUUACCAUGAUAAAAGGUAGUCGUCUUCCGUUGAAAGGGUGGCAGCAGGCUGCUGUUGCACUUGGUUCUGCAGUUGGUGCAUUAUUAGAUCCUCGAAGAGCAGAUCUUAUUGCUGCCUUGGGUGAGACGACAGGGAAACCAGCUUUUGAUAGGGUUCUUGAAAGGAUGAAGAAGAGCCCCGAAGGCAGAGAAAUACUGUUGGAACGACCUCGUGUGAUCUCUACAAAAGUGGGGCAUGCAUGGGACUUGCCUGAUAACACUUUUGGUGCUGCAUACGCAAGGUUUAUGGGAUCUAGGAACUUUUCACCUGAUGAUCGUCCACCAGUGCGAUUCAUGGAAACUGAAGAGUUGGCAUAUGUAGCUAUGCGGGCUCGCGAGGUGCAUGACUUUUGGCACACCCUUUUUGACCUUCCAACAAACCUGAUCGGAGAAACAGCGCUAAAGGUGAUCGAGUUUGAACAGAUGCUACUCCCUAUGUGUUUGAUGUCUGUGCUAGGGGGUACAGCAAGGUUUAGUGACAAGCAAAGGAGCUUGUUCUACCAGCAUUACUUUCCAUGGGCGCUUAAGGCUGGAGCUCGUAGCACAGAUCUUAUGUGUGUGUACUAUGAAAAACAUUUUCAUGAGGAUUUGGAAGAUGUUCGUCGCAAAUGGGGAAUAAUUCCAGCUCCACCUCCUCCAAGGCCAAAUGCAACAAUUGUUGUGCCUGUUUGAAGAUGAAGCAAAUUUAUCUAUGUUGCUUGGACUCUCCAAAGAUGUUGCUGGAUGUGUGUCCGAUCCUCUAGAAGUAGUGCAUUCGUGAAGGAUCCGACAGGGUUUCAGCAACAUUCUUGGAGAUUUCGCGCAACAUAGUAAUCUUGUACCUAAUUUCCAUACGAUUUUCUCUAUACAAACAAAUGUAAAUAUCUACUAUUGAGUGUAGUAACACAAAGUUGGAGCAUCAUACUCUAUAGACUAGUUUGCAGUUGUCUUUGCA